Messenger RNA from Colletotrichum costaricense, 1797 nucleotides. Its product is annotated as mitogen activated protein kinase kinase kinase 3. Gene Ontology annotation, cellular component: cytoplasm; nucleus. The transcript is spliced from 2 exons. Lineage: Eukaryota; Fungi; Ascomycota; Sordariomycetes; Glomerellales; Glomerellaceae. The record is from RefSeq and is a predicted model, not a curated record. Gene Ontology annotation, biological process: mitotic DNA damage checkpoint signaling; protein phosphorylation. Bases 1 to 1797 code for a protein of 598 amino acids. Gene Ontology annotation, molecular function: protein serine/threonine kinase activity; ATP binding.
AUGGCUUCCCCGAAUGCGAGGACUCUCUUUCAUCUAGUGCCUGGAAACUCCGUUGCCAAAGAUGCGCUGUCCCUGCCUGAGAAUCGCCGCUUCGUCUCCACUAGCGCUCUCCAAGAACCCGGCCUGGAGGUCGGAUUUCAUGUCGCGUCUACAGGAGGCUUCGUGAUCGCCAGGCUCGGCCGGAAAGGAGAUCUGGUGCUCAAUCGAAAUACCAGUUCAGAGCCCAUGUGCAGAGAACACGUCGCGUUUGAAUUCCAAGAUACCACCAAGCUCAUACAUUUGGUCGUCAGGUCGAAAAAGCAAGAGUCCACCGUCGCUGUUGGGCUUCUUGUCGAUUCCAGACUCCGACCUCAACGUGGCACACUCUUGGAGAGUGACGAUGUCAAUAAAGUAGUCGACGGAGAGGUCGUUAUGCUCUACGGGCAAAACUACAACAUCCAAAUUUCAUCGUACCGAUUCGACCUAGUCUGGACAGUCUCUUCCUCGCGCGAUCCACCACAUGUCAACAACGAACGCCUCAAGGAACUCGCUUGGGCUUGCUUCCGACAAUCCAUGUCCAUGUUGAAGGGCUUGGGAUCUCGCGACUUGCCUACUGGCUUCGAGCGAUCAGAGCAGGUUUCACACAGGAUCACCAGGCCACGAACAGCGAAGCAGGCACUUUUUCGAGAAAACAAGGCACUUCGUCAAUUUGUGGGAAGAGGCACCUUCGGCACCGUGUACAGGAGCGUUGAUGCAGAGACCUCUGCUCCGCUUGCCAUAAAGGUGGUCCAUCUAGGCAAUUAUCCCAAAGACAAGGAAGACGGGGCUCGGGCUCUUUUCCACCGAGAGCUCAAAACUAUGCAGAGUCUCAAUCACGUGAAUAUCAUCGAGAUUCUGGGCUACGACAAAGUCGAUACUCUCGAGCCUGAGAUGAUUAUGCCCUAUCGAUCUGGCUCGUUAAGCACUUUCGUCGGCCUCAAGAUGCCGGAAGCACAAUACGAACAAGCAUGUCGGGACAUUUUAGAGCAAAUGCUCUGCGCUCUGGAUUACCUUGUCAACUUUGGUGUAGUACACCGUGACCUGAAGCCAGAAAACAUCCUGUACGAUCCCGGCAUCUCACCAGGUAGCUACAUUUUCCAAUUGGCCGACUUUGGGCUCGCAAAUCACCAAAAGCUCGCGAAAACAAUGUGCGGCACCGUCGCGUACCAAGCUCCCGAGCUCUGGCCAGAGCUUUCGGCACUUUCAGAAUCGGCCUACAAACAGAGCCACAAGAUGGACGUUUGGUCACUCUACGCAGCAUUUGUCGCAAUGUCGAGCAAGAUGAAGGCUUUCCCGCCCCGUGCUAAAAAUAGCAUUAGCGUUCAUGAGCUUUACAGGAAUUCCAAGAAGCUGCUCAUCGACUCUGUCAAGAUUCACAAACAGCUCGCGCCCAUGGCUGAGCUCGAACCGGACCGCCGCGCAUCGGCUGCGUGGAUGCUGAACAGCCUGUUUGGAGGCCGAGGCUUGACGACGCGCCCAGGGAAGAUUGAGCCAUACUAUCCGCCGGGCACUUCUCCUCCCCGCCCUGUGCGCGUUCAGACAGUACCUCGCCGCCAGUGGUCAAGUAACAUGGACAUCGACGAACCGCAGAACAUGGCCACCCCCAAGCUAGCACUCCCGCAAGGUGGUAGAGCGGACGUUGACAUUCCAAUCAUUGUACACACUCGUGCGGUCCUUGAUCGGCGAGAUGCGCAACUAGUUCAACAGAAAAUUCGCAAACAAGGUGGAGGUGUUGUCAAACGUCGGGCCAAGCCUCGACACCCUGUUGCUAUUCGAUGA